This is a messenger RNA of Gadus morhua (Atlantic cod), 1408 nucleotides long. RefSeq names its product regulator of microtubule dynamics 1 (gene rmdn1). The coding region runs from base 162 to 1085 and encodes 307 amino acids. Gene Ontology annotation, cellular component: cytoplasm; mitotic spindle pole; mitochondrion. Gene Ontology annotation, molecular function: microtubule binding. The record is from RefSeq and is a predicted model, not a curated record. The transcript is spliced from 10 exons. NCBI's taxonomy places the organism in Eukaryota, Metazoa, Chordata, Actinopteri, Gadiformes, Gadidae.
UGAAAUGAAUUGUUCAUAGGUCAAAUAUUCAUAUGGAAAAGCUUUCCGGUUUUGCAACAUUAUCAGUGCGUUGCAAUCUUGAAUGCCCUCCUCUUUUUUUCAACAAGUAUCCGUCUAUUUGUUUAUCGUUCAGCAGCAGUACCUUGUAGACAUCUGCCAGCAUGACAGGGACACUACUAAUGCGGUUUUUAACAAGGAGUUUGUUGUCUGGCAACCCGAUCAUCAGGAGCAGGGGAGUUGCAUCGUUUAUUUGGACAACGGCGAAGAGAACUAACGCAUUUUUAAUUAGUGGGAGAGUAGCGUUCUGCCUAGGACUACCUACAGUGUGUUACCUGGGCCAUGAAGCUUACAGAGGAAUUCAUAGUGCAGCAGUGGUCUUUGCUUUAGAAAAAGCAGAAGAGGAGAUAAUUGAGCAGGCUGACUACCUCCACAGUUGUGCAGAGACAGAAAAGCUUUAUCAACUUCUACAACAGUAUAACAACAGCAAUGACGUAGAGUUCUUAUGGAGGCUGGCGCGGGCCACGCGGGACCGGGCCAUGGUACAGGGCGUGCCCGCCGACCAGAAGAAGGCGCUGGUGUACGAGGCCUUUGGCUACGCCGAGAAGGCCCUGGAGAAAGACGAUGCAUGCUUUGCAUCGCACAAAUGGUAUGGUAUCCUCCUCAGUGAUUUAGGGGACUACAUGGGAACCAAACACAAGCUGGAGAAGUCCCUUGUUAUCCGGAAGCAUCUGGAGAGAGCUAAGGAGCUCAAUCCCAAUGAUCCUACCACAGUAUACAUAUUAGGAUACUGGUGCUUCUCUUUUGCCGAGUUGUCAUGGUCCCUCCGGAAAUUGGCGACCGUGAUUUUCGGGACGCCCCCAACGUCCUCGUACGAAGAGGCUCUGGAGUUCUUCUUGAAAGCAGAAGAAGUGAAACCGGGCUUCUACAGUAAGAAUCUGCUGAUGCUGGGGAAGACCUACCUGGCCCUGAAGGACAAGGAGAACGCCCACCUGUGGCUGACCAAGGCCAGAGACUACCGGCCCAUCACCACAGAGGACAAAGAGGUCCAUCAAGAAGCUGUACAGCUCCUCAAACGGCUGGGCUGAGGGACAAAUAUCUCACCCUGAUCUUCGUAGGCUUUACUUCAAGCCCCCGCUUUCUUAAUCUUAAUUUAUUGCAUUUGUAACAAUGAGUAGUGAAAUAAUGUGAUAGGAGCUGAUAAUGUUAUUUGACCCUUUUGAUAACAGAAAAUCGAAAAAAAUAUUUUUUUUCCUGGAAGAGGGCAUUCGUUAAUCAUGGGCAACGCUAGCAGAAAUAAACUGUCAAUAGGCUACGUCCGUAUCUGUCUCAACUUCAAUGCAUAAACCUGUCAAUCUACAAAGAAACACGCAUACAAUGAGAAAUCCGAAUAAAGACAAAGUCAACCUUC